Molecule: messenger RNA, 255 nt
Organism: Rotaria sp. Silwood2
Lineage: Eukaryota; Metazoa; Rotifera; Eurotatoria; Philodinida; Philodinidae
Source: the annotation of a GenBank genome assembly
AUGGAAUAUGAUGAAAAUACAAAUGAAAUAUUAUUUGAAUCAUCAAAAUUAACUAUUCCACAUAUGAUUGAAUUAGAUAAAAAUAAAUUUAAUUUUAAUGUAUUAAAAAAGCGUGUUCAAGAACUUUACAUGGCUUCAAAAAUUAAUUCAAAUAAAGAUAUGAGUCAAACAUGUUUGAAUAUUGAAAUUAAAGACUUCAUUGAAUUUGGAUAUCAAAUGAAUGCUAAUGAUCUUUUACCUAUAUGGGCACAGUAA